AAAACUAAAAUCAGAAAGGCAUAAUAUUACACCCUCUUUGAUAUUCAACUGGACAAUAUCAAAUUUUAUGAUUUACUAUUCCUCUUAAGGAUAUCGGCUUAAAGAUAAACUCCUUAAUAAAGUUCAAAAAUCAACAUUUUCAUGAUGGCUGAAGUUAUGGAAAAUGUUACGGAAACAUUCGAGGAGCAGCCACCCAUUGAGACGGAGGGUGCUGAGACUCUAAUGGAAACUAACAUGAUGACAACCACAGAGUUGCCAGAAAUUAAAUUAUUUGGUCGCUGGUCUUGUGAUGACGUUUCUGUAAAUGAUAUAUCGCUGGAAGAUUACAUUUCUGUUAAGGAGAAGUUCGCACGUUAUUUACCACACUCUGCCGGUCGCUAUGCUGCCAAACGAUUUCGUAAAGCCCAAUGCCCAAUUGUCGAACGCCUAACGUGUUCACUAAUGAUGAAAGGCCGCAAUAAUGGUAAAAAGCUUAUGGCAUGUCGUAUCGUUAAGCAUUCUUUCGAAAUCAUUCAUUUGCUAACCGGCGAGAAUCCUUUGCAGAUUCUUGUUAGCGCUAUUAUCAAUUCGGGUCCCCGUGAAGAUUCCACGCGUAUAGGUCGUGCUGGUACCGUGCGUCGUCAAGCUGUUGAUGUGUCGCCUUUGAGACGUGUGAAUCAAGCCAUUUGGUUAUUAUGCACUGGCGCUCGUGAAGCGGCUUUCAGAAAUAUUAAGACUAUUGCCGAGUGUUUAGCUGAUGAAUUAAUUAACGCUGCUAAGGGCUCCUCAAAUUCGUAUGCUAUUAAGAAAAAAGACGAAUUGGAACGUGUUGCCAAAUCAAACCGAUAAAUGCUGCAUACAUUUAUUUUGUGUACAUAAGUUUAGCGCAACAUUUUUUAAAUAAUAAACACAACUAUAAAAAAAUUU
Messenger RNA from Glossina fuscipes, 906 nucleotides. It is a transcript of the gene RpS5a, whose product is annotated as 40S ribosomal protein S5a. NCBI's taxonomy places the organism in Eukaryota, Metazoa, Arthropoda, Insecta, Diptera, Glossinidae. Gene Ontology annotation, cellular component: cytosolic small ribosomal subunit; ribosome. Gene Ontology annotation, biological process: translation; ribosomal small subunit assembly. The coding region runs from base 142 to 828 and encodes 228 amino acids. The record is from RefSeq and is a predicted model, not a curated record. Gene Ontology annotation, molecular function: structural constituent of ribosome; rRNA binding; mRNA binding. The transcript has 5 exons.